AUGAGUCCUUCAAAUGACAACUAUGCCAUUCAUAAAGUUGCUCUGAAACGCACUCGUCAAGCUUGCGGUCCCUGUCGACGGAAGAAGGCACGAUGCCCAGGCGAGAAGCCAGCAUGUUCGCUAUGCCAGAGGUUAGGCCAGCGCUGCGUGUACGGGCCGCAGGCGGCUUCGGCCCGGAUCAGACACACCCGAAUGUCUUCAAGUUUGAGCCAAGAUCGUGUCCAGGGUGAGAUGGAUGAGACCCCGGAGAUUUCGAACUCACAGCGAUUCCAACGAAUUGAAGAUCGGCUGGAGAAAAUGGCCUGCAUUCUCCAGGAAAGUUUGCCUAAGGUCAAUCCGCUGGCCGAUGUCCCAAGUAGGACUAUACAGCCACGCAGAAACUCCGAACACCGUCACUCUUGUAGCACUCAGGAGAGUCGCGGCACAUUUGGUGUCCAAGGACAUCAUGAGGAGGACUCGCUCUGGUCUUCGUUUCCUGCGGAUUUUCUUCAAUCCCAAGUGGAGAUUUACCUCACUUACUUCCAUGACCAGCCAUAUUGUGUCUUUCCCAGAGACUGGUUACUGAAUCAUGCGGGCUCAUUGCCACCAGAAAUUGCAUUUCCGCUGGUAGCACUCACGUCGCGUGUUCCCCACCGCUCGCAUGAAGCCUUUGGAGACAAUGCCCGUGCCACCAAGUAUUGUGCGCAAAAAGCAUGGGCCGUUCUAUCCGGGCAAUAUAAAGACUGUCGAGUCGGGCUUUCAUUUCUCCAGGGGGCUUUUUUGAUGGCCCAGGUGAAUUUUGCCGACGGCCAAGCGCAUCGCGCAUAUGCAUCUGUUGCCCUGGGCAUUCGAACUCUCCAGUCCGCGGGUCUGAACAAAGAUAAGUAUGCAUCAUCGGUGCCCAGCUCUGAAAUAGAAAAGCGGAGGCGUAUAGCGUGGGCCUUUUUCAUGCUUGACCGCACCUACAAUGCCUCUCGCAAUUACUCGCUCUGUCUGGCGGAUAAACACUUCACGCUCUCAUUCCCCUCUGCAGGCACCGAAGGGCCACAUCAAGAGAAUGAUCCAUUGUUCCACGGAACGCUGCGCGAUGGGCCAGAAAAGAAAGGGCAGAAUGUCGACCAUGGCAUCCUGGCCUGUCUCCUGCGACUGUAUUCGCUGUGGGGCAAAGCCACCGAGUACGUGUUCGAGCCAUUUGAUGAGAAUGAUUUACCGCCGUGGCAAACCGGGUCGGCGCUGGCGAUUCUAGAGUCCGAGUGGUUGCAGUUUGAGACUCGGUUUGCGGACACACAUCGUUAUAUCAACGUCGACUUCAAACGACGCGCUCGUGAAGAACCCGAGUCUCGCGCAUACCUCUCCACUUGGAUGUGUGUCCAGUUCCUCUUCCAUUCUAUCCAGUGUCUUCUGCAUCAUCCCUUUGUUAUCAUGAUCAAGCUUCGCCAGAUGAAUGGGAAUCUGUCGGCGACCUUUCUUCAAAAGUCGUUUGAGAACUCUUUGCUGCACUCGAGAUGGAUUGCGCGCUUCAUUCGAGAAAUGUCCGAGGUUGACUUUGGACUGUAUGAUCCUUUCCUAGGGUAUCUUGCCGCAAUCGCGGCCACAAUUCAACUGGAGCAUACGGGAAGCAAAAACCCGCAGAUUGCUCUGUUGGUGAACAGAGAGUUCCAGACUCUGGUAGACUUCAUCACCGAAUUAUCCGUGCAUUGGGAGAACAUGAGGGGUCUGGUCAAUAAACUGAACGAGCUUGCUUCCCGGCAUCAGAAUUAUGGGUCUCUGUACUACAACCAGGACGGAUACUCUGGUGCUCUUUCGAGUAUGCCCACUUCAUCGAAUAUCCCGAGGAUGUCUGCCGAGGAUGAGGCUCUCACGUGGGAUAUUCUCGACAUGGGCUCGUCGACUUCCCAGCUUGGGGAUUUGAUCCCUAAUCACGACCAAGAGAUAGGAACAGGUAGUCCGCGAUUCUCGGAUCACUCGCUUGCCCCGAUCUCGCAGGGACCAAUCCCUCAUGACAUCUCGCCUCUUCAUGGGAGUGUGCAAGAGCCGAUCUCUCAUGAUUCGAUAUCAGUGUGGCCAUUUUCGAACGGCAAUGGUUGUGAUGCGCUUGGAGCAGCGAUGCCCGAUAUUCCAGACUGGCUGAUGUUGGAAGAUUACAUGGCGGAGCAUUUAUAA
Penicillium alfredii is the source of this 2142-nucleotide messenger RNA. RefSeq names its product Zn(II)2Cys6 transcription factor. Lineage: Eukaryota; Fungi; Ascomycota; Eurotiomycetes; Eurotiales; Aspergillaceae. Bases 1 to 2142 code for a protein of 713 amino acids. The record is from RefSeq and is a predicted model, not a curated record. Gene Ontology annotation, biological process: regulation of DNA-templated transcription; DNA-templated transcription. The transcript has 6 exons. Gene Ontology annotation, cellular component: nucleus. Gene Ontology annotation, molecular function: DNA-binding transcription factor activity, RNA polymerase II-specific; zinc ion binding; DNA binding.